AUUCCGAGCAUAUGCUCGUGGCCUUGAGACUGGUAUCAGCGUCUGUCUGCGGUGAAAGUCUGCUUCCGCGGUCGGGUAUCGCGCUUCACGGGCGGCGCAGUGCACUACAUCCUAAGGACGGGAAUGGCGGAGGCCGGUGACUCGACGGGCGGACGUAGAUGCACGAUGAUUGUGCCGUCGGGUUUCUCAGACGCGUUGGACUGGAGGCCCAUUCUGUUUACGGAACGUGUGGUCGGUCGGAGAGCGUGUGCGUUGUGCGGUCUCCUGAGCACAAGGGCCGUAGGUCUGCCCUGUGCCCACACGCUGUGUGCGAGGUGUUACACGCAGUGCGCCGAUGAACACAGCACGUGCCCGCUGGACGACGAAGCCUUCGGCGAGGAUGACGUGGAGGAGCUUGACCUGUCGUUGGAGUACCUUUCAAAACGCAAGGUGGCGUGCUGGAAUGUCCCCCACGGCUGCGACUUCGUGGGGCCUGCGGCAAACCUCCUCAACCACUACAAGGACUGUGAGUUCCAUGCUGUCUCCUGCCCCCGGUGCCGGACGUCCGUGCUUCGGAGCAACAUCGUCGUGCACUGCAGGACGAGCUGCAGUGCAACUCCACGGAACCAGCCUCUUCCCCCCGGUGAACCUGCCACCGUUCAACUCGAUGGCAUCGAAAGGGCACGCCUGGAAGUGAAGGAAGCCCUUGCCAAGAUCUCCGACGACCUGAUGGCUAUGCAAACGAGCCUCAACCAGUGUUGCCAGGAUGUCCGAGCGGAAGGUGCAAGGUUCAAGCUGCAGUUGGAAACUCAAACAUCGGGAUUUAAUGCCAAGUGUAACACCCUCACCGAGCUCUGCAAUUCAAGUUUCGCCGAAGAGCGAGAGAUGCUUCAACAAGUGAUUGCAACGGUGCGGGACACCGUGGCGGAUUCCCGUGUCGAGAUCUCGCAGCACGUGAGCAUGGAGGUGGCUGAGCUGUCCGACAAGGUGCUCGCUUCAACAGGGCUGGUGUCUCAGAACGUGCUCGGGUUUUGUGGCCCCAAAACGCUUCACUGGUACGUUGAAGACUGGGCGGGCAUCAUGAGGGAGGCGCGUACCAAGGGCGGUCUCUACGUUGAAGGCAGCACCCGGUACAUAUACGGUUACAAAGUUUCCCAGCACAUCCAGCUUAGAAAAGAGGCGAGAGUGCUACGCCUUGACUGUCUGUUGAGGAUUCAUCCCGGCGAGAACGACUCUCAACUCGAAUGGCCUUUUCGCAAUACCUGUGUGUUCGGUAUUGUUCAUCCGAAGGACAAAAUGAAAACCAUAUCGGGCAGGAUAGACGCACGUGUCUAUCCAGAAUAUUCAGUUUUCCAAAGACCAAGGGGAUCUAAAAACAUGGGCUUCGGCGCUCCAUCGCUGUCUACAGCAGAGAGCCUGGUGAAUGGUGGGUUUGUUCAGAAUGAUACGCUGCACCUUUUCGUGCAGGUUGAGCCAUAGCCUAGAAACUGUCCGUGUGCGCAGGGCUGGCGCAAAAUGUUUAAGAUGGGAUUGCGAGAGAGAGGCUAGACGGAAAGGGAUAUAUUGAUAUCUAUAUUUCGUCUCUAACAGCCCGUGUACACAUGCUCUCUUGAUCUAUCUUAAUAACAUCAGUGUGCAUUCCACACCGGAAAGACUAUCGGAAGUUGAAGACAUCUGACGUGGUGUACGUACCAUACGAUCAGAUACAUUUCAAACACAGCCUCGGCGGGGGCGUGGCACCUGUGCCAACUGUGAGAAUACGAAUGUCCUCCCACAGGAAUGAAAGCAUCGAAUAAGGAGUUUGUGGUCAAUUUGCUUGCUAAGCCUAAAAAUGGGACUUCAUUUUUUUUUUCCUUUCAUGUCGACUCCCAUUUUAAGCUUUUGCUUCAAAGAGAACGGUUGACAUUAUACGAAGCACUUAAUCAACAGAGGUAGUAUCUCAUGUGGGCAAGCGAAGCAUUUUGCCGUUAGAAUGAUUCGAGUAUUAUCUCUAUAACCCACUUCUGAGCUAAGCUAUUUCGCUGCUAUACUUCUAUUUUGUGCCACAAUGGUCACCUUCAAAACCGGAUAUAUUUUAGGACGUCGCCUCUGCAUCAAUAACAACAAUAAAAUGUUGAUAUAUGUU
Ixodes scapularis (black-legged tick) is the source of this 2104-nucleotide messenger RNA. RefSeq lists its product as uncharacterized. NCBI's taxonomy places the organism in Eukaryota, Metazoa, Arthropoda, Arachnida, Ixodida, Ixodidae. The record is from RefSeq and is a predicted model, not a curated record. Gene Ontology annotation, cellular component: cytoplasmic side of plasma membrane; plasma membrane signaling receptor complex. The transcript has 2 exons. Bases 124 to 1458 code for a protein of 444 amino acids. Gene Ontology annotation, biological process: protein K63-linked ubiquitination; regulation of canonical NF-kappaB signal transduction; tumor necrosis factor-mediated signaling pathway. Gene Ontology annotation, molecular function: tumor necrosis factor receptor binding; zinc ion binding; ubiquitin protein ligase binding.